Messenger RNA from Mesorhabditis belari, 756 nucleotides. Lineage: Eukaryota; Metazoa; Nematoda; Chromadorea; Rhabditida; Rhabditidae. The record is from the annotation of a GenBank genome assembly.
AUGUCACUGAAUACUGCGAAUACUCCAGAUGGUAAAGGAGUGCUUAUUUAUAAUGGAGAAGCCAUCUUGUUGUAUACAAAGCACGUCACCAUGUCUUUCAAUCACACAAAUAUGACGGCGCUGAAAGGAAAAAAGAACGGAUCGCUCUACUUGACUUCACACAGAAUAAUCUUCGUGGCCCAAUGCAAUGAUGGAAUGCGCUCAUUCUCAAUGCCCUUCUUUGCGUUAAGAGAUGUGAAGCUAGAACAGCCAAUCUUGUCACCAAAUUAUCUCAAAGGCACAAUCCAAGCCCAACCUGGCGGUAAUUUUGACGGCGAAGUCACCUGGAAACUCUCAUUUUCGAAAGGCGGAUGUGUCGACUUUGGACAAGCUCUACUGCAAGCUGCUGAUAUGGCUCAACGAUAUCGUCCCUAUGAUGCACCACCGGCUUAUGCACCGGCUCCCGGGAAUUUCUUUGCCGCUCCACCCGGCUAUUGUAUUCCACAGCAGAAUUAUCAUGGAUUCACCGCACCUACACAUGCUUUCCCAGAUCAGCCACCAGCUGGUGAGGUGUAUAUGUACGAGUCUCCUCCUCCAUAUCCUGGCAUUGCCGGCCCAGCCCAACAAGUUUCCGGUCCACCCGUUGUUCCUCCAUAUCCAGCUGGUCAAAUCGGUCAAAAUGUUCAUUAUCAACCAUAUGGUCAUCCGCCUAUCCCCACUCAAAAUCAACCACCAGCCUAUUCUGGUCUAUCCCAAUUAGUGCUCCAAGUGUCAGUC